AUGGACAGCCGCAGGUUGAUCUACAGGAAGGUUGUCUCCAAUAACUGCACGGCGGGGGUGAUCGCCGAGUACACGUCCAGGGCGGGCAGCGCUGGUCCCGUCCAGGCGCCCCGCGGCCUGCACCUGGUCACGAGAGAGGGCACGCUGACCGCCACGCUGGCCGCCAACGUCACCUUCCUCGUCUUUCUGGAGGAGGGCGACGGCAGCAGCACCAGCGUGACGCUGGACUUCGGCGACGGCCACGCCCUCACCUACUCCAACGUGAGCUCCGUGGACGGCGGAGUGCGGCACGUGUACAAGGCGGUGGGCAUCUACCGCGUGGCGGCCAGCGCCCGGAACCACCUGGGCUCCGACGCCGCCGUGCUCUACCUGCACGUCACAUGUCAGCUGGACUACAUCCACCUGGUGGCCCCGUUUGUGGCGGUGAGGAACAAGGAGGUGAACCUGACGGCCGUGCUGUGGCCGGGCCAGGUGGGCACGGUCACCUACAUCUGGUGGAUCGGCAACAGCAGCGAGCAGCCGAUCAUCACCCUGGAGGGCAGUGUGGCGUGCACCUUCCCCCAGGAGGGGGUCACCACGGUGACGGUGCAGGUGUCCGCAGGGAGCACCAUCCUGCAGGAUAGGAAGACCAUCUCAGUGCACGAGGUGUUCAGAUCCCACCUGCUGGCCUUCUCGGCCAACCUGGACGACCACAACCCGGAGGUGGCUGAGUGGAGGCUGGACCUGAGCAGGGUCAUCCGGACCUCUCUCAUCCAGGCUACAGCGGUGGAGGAGGAGCAGCUGCUGGUGGCCGUGCUGCCCGGCCUGCCCACCACCGCAGAGGUCUUCCUGCUGCCCGACCACAAGCCCACGGAGGGGAAGCCCGAGAGCAGCACCGCCCAGUUAGACCAGCUCUCUGAGGCGCUGCUCACCGCCCUGAACCAGAACCUGGUGCAGUUCACGCUGCGGCCGGGGGUCCAGGUCACGGUGUACUCAGCCCACCUGUCCGCAGCGCCCCAAGUGGACACCAGUGAGAACCACAGCAGCUCGGCCAUGCUAAUGCUGCUAUCUGUAGUGGUUGUGGGAUUAGCUGUAUUUGUCGUCUACAAAUUCAAAAGGAAGAUCCCAGGCCUCAACGUCUAUGCGCAAAUGCAGAACGAAAAAGAGCAAGAAAUGAUCCAAAGUCCAGAAAGUCCGACAGAUAGCACGCCCGACUCCCAGCGGGGCCUGGUGGCAUCCUCGGAGAUUCUGGACACAGAGUUCAACUCACGGCCCAACGUGGCCCCGCCUAGGUUCCAGCGCCACCCGUUACUGCCCCGAGGGUUGGCGGAGCCCGCCUCGGUCAGGAGUUGAAUCCCACGGAGUUACAGGCAAAAAAAGCAAUGAAAAAUCAAUAAGUAUGCACAUUUGGAUAACGACUCGCUUUUUCAGUAAUUCCUCUAACACCUGGGUGCGUUCCUAUUAAUUUUCGCCACCUUUCACUAAUUAUUGAUCCCAACUUGGCUUGGUUGCUUGGAUAUCCUUUUUUUCCCUCUUUUUCUCCUAUUUUUCCGCGCCUUUUUUGGUCUCACCUAUUAACCGAGAAGGAGGUCUGCUGUGUUACGGCGUCCCUGUUCCUGCCUGAAUGGAUUUAUACCUCUCCUUUCACACAUGAAACCUUGCUGGGGUUACGCGUGGCUGCUCUGUCUGCAGUGAUCUGCUGCACUUUGCUAUCAAACCUUCUCCUCCUCCCUGCGGCAGUUAUCAAGAUCUCCCGCUUUCGAUCGAAAAAAGACCUCUCUCGUCUCUCGGUCUGCCCCUGACUUUGUCCCCUCUCUUUCUAUCUCACUCGCUCUUUUCAAUGAACUAAACCAACACAAUGAGUUGUGUCACUGUCAUGGAUGGAUGAUGAUGACGAAGUAUCUCUGUAACAACUCCUAAUUCCCUGUUCUUUCUUCCUCCCUUUUUUUGUUUUGUUUUUUUCCUUUCAAGGAUGUACAGAACCCUGUAUAUAUGUAAAGUCCUCACCGGGCCUCCCUACAUAUGUCAAUGUCUAAACACUGGACCUCGGUCACCAGUCUCCAAGACUGUCCUGGUUUCUGCUUUUGUUUCUUUUCCGCUGUUUGGGACUCUAUGGUUUGGAGCUUUAUACCUGUGCAUAUGUCGGAGGUCGCUGAUACAUGCCACACUCGGAGAAAAGAAAUACUCUGUGGAGGGCUUUCCUUUUGGUUUUAGUUUUUUUGUUUUAAACUCCUCAAGUAUGUUUGUUCAACAAAACAUUUCGAUUAUAUUUAUUCAUACGAGUCCAUUGCGUAAUCUAGACCGAAAGCCAGCAUGAACUCAUUAAGGGAAGAGAAAAAAAAAUUAACCAAGAGACAAAAAAAUUAACCAGGAGCAUUUGUUUUUCGCUGAACAAAUUCACAGUUUGUUUGCUGUACUAUAACAACAAUGGCAGUAUUGUAUUAUGUAUUCAUGUGAAUAUCAUUUACGGAAGAAUAUCAUUGAAAUGAAGCAGAUUUUUUUGUAAAAUCACGAAUGUUUAUGUAAGAAAUGAGAAAUGUGUGUAUUUUAAUACAAUUAUCAAAGUAAAAAGAAAUACAAUUAUGAAAUAUAUAAAUAUAAUUAGAUAUCCAUUGUCUCUUCAAAAAAAGAUUAUGGCACAAUACACAUUUGAUACUACUUACUAUAAUUUCUUUGCUUUAUUUAUUAACUCGAUAUAGUUGCAGAGUUCGAUUUUUUCACCUUUGCCAUUAAUGCGUUCACACAUUUCCUCCCAUUCAAUUGAAUUGCCUCAAACAAACAGUUAUCUAUUUUUCUUCUUGGAAACAAUAAACCCGUGUUGUCACCUGAGGUGCAGGAAAUACAGGCACAGUUCAUCAAUCUUUACCCGCUCUGGAAAAUAACAUGGAACUGGAGGAUUGUAAAAAAAAAAACUAAAGAGGACCAUCCCAGCAGUAGGUGAUGCAAAGUUAACCCCCUCAAACCAAAAACAAACUCUACUCUACAAGCAUCCCCGUCCUACUGCGAACAGUGUGCCGUAAUGUACCCACAUCGAAAAUGUAGGUGACUGUUAGAAUGUAAUACAAGCCCUUUUGCGUCACUGGUUGAAAGAGCAGCCUCACAGAGGGGAAGGAGAGGAGGGGUAGGAGGGUAAAGACGUGGAACACCGUUUUUUCGGGGACUUGGACGAAUUAGGGGGUUUCUGUUUGAUAGAGCAGGAGAAGUUGACUUCAUGAAUACUUAUUACCCGCUAGGCCCCGCCCAAGGCUGGCUAAGGUUGGUUACACAAUUAGGCUAAUGUCCCGCUCCUGCUCAGAAGUAGCGUCGCUCUUUGUACUGCUAACUCAUUAGCAUGCUCUGUGCAGAUGCUAUCAGGCUACAUUGAGGGUAACAGGCUCAACCUCCAUGGUCGUUUUUUAGGGGGGGGGUUCAGUGGAAUCCCGAGAGGCGUACAUAUGUUGAUUGAUUACGCAGCAAAACUUUUUUGAAGGACCUUUAUUUAUUUUUCAUAUUUUUUUCCUCAAGCUUUGUCACAAUUACCCCAUGUCGACGACGGGGUUCAAUGUUGAAAAUAUACAUGGGCAAACUCACACACGCACACACACACAAACAUGAACAUGCUUGCGGGGGAAGACAUUAGACUUUCAAAGCGUAAUUGUACAGUUGUUUUAAUUUCCGAGCAAUAGAUGUUUUGUUUUGGGUUGCUUUUUUUUUUUUACUGCCGUGCCCUGUGGGUUUCCAUUUGAUUCAUGAACCAAGCUACUGACUGACUAACUGGCUGACUGUGCCGUCCGCUGUCUCCUGUUUUAAAGGGAGCACUGUGUACACUUUUCCUCCACUGUUUACUGUCUAGUCCCUCCGUCUACCACAGCACUGAGGCGACCUUGUAGUCUCAGCGGAAGAUAUGAGUUAACAGCAUAGAUUUAUCUCCUCCAUUUACUUUCAUGAGCGACUGGCACCGGUAAUAAUAGACACAUUGUGCGUACGUUGUGGGUGGUUAUUUAUUGCUACACCAUAGGCAUGUGGAUCAACUUGCGCCUGAGGACAGAGACAUGUGACAAACAAAGAGAAUACUUCUUCCACCAACUUGACAGGCGACAGGUUCCUAUAACAUUCAUUGAACAAGUGUGGAAACAACGGACACAGUGCUCCUUUUAUCGGAGAUGUGUUCAUCUCUGAGCUGCAUGCCAAGGUUAUCUUGGGAAGAUUUCUGCUUUCAUUCAUUUUUUUUUAAUAUAUUGUCCUUGUUUUGUAUAAUCUAAUAUCGCAGGACUUACCUUACUCUGCUCCCUCCAAGGACACGGUGAAAGGCAAACGUCACAAGUGGUUAUGUCCUAUCGAGUCCAUCCAUCAAAUAUAUCUGAAACUCUGCAAACUACUGUACACUGACUACCUAGUUACGGGAAUAUGUCCUUCACGAAUGGAGAAGGAAAGGUAUAGAUUUGCAAUGUCAUUAUAUCCAGAUCCAGGCCAUUAUCCGGGGUGUAGAAAUUCUAAUUUCCAGUCAGUAUUCAAAGCAAGGGACACCCCUCCUCCCUACCAGAAUCAAAUCCCAAAGAAUUGAUGUAGCAGCUGCGAGAGUCACUAAGCCUGAGAUUUAUUUGAGAGAAGAAGAAGAAGAAGAAGAAAAAAAAAAAAAAAGGAAUAGGAUUUAGAGACACCUUUUUGAAAUGCAUUGGUAAUGGCACAGGGAGAAGGACCGACGGAGCUCCGGCAUCUGGGUGAUAGCCCCCUGGAGGGCCAUACGUCCUGGUUAGGAGCCACAGUCAUCACACGAUAGCUUAGAGGCUGAAAUUAAAAGUAGGAUUGCUUUCCGGACGUAAAAAAAAAACCUUUCCCCCCCCCCCCUCCCAAAUACAACGCCUCCCCGCCCCCCGUAGAGCUAGCAAGACUAUUUUUGUAAAGAAAUAUUAAUAAUGAAUUAUAAUAAUACACAAAAAAAAGAGUUUUAAUACUGUACAGCUUUUGUAUAAGAGCAGACGUUAAGGUGUUACAAUGUUUUGUUUGACCUCAACUGUGCUGUGUGUAAUUGUUUUAUGCAUUUACAAUCAUAUUUAUUAAAAUGGGAAGAGUCUGUAA
This is a messenger RNA of Gadus macrocephalus (Pacific cod), 5037 nucleotides long. RefSeq names its product VPS10 domain-containing receptor SorCS3-like. Gene Ontology annotation, cellular component: Golgi apparatus. The record is from RefSeq and is a predicted model, not a curated record. Lineage: Eukaryota; Metazoa; Chordata; Actinopteri; Gadiformes; Gadidae. Gene Ontology annotation, biological process: post-Golgi vesicle-mediated transport. Bases 1 to 1332 code for a protein of 443 amino acids. The transcript is spliced from 11 exons.